Molecule: messenger RNA, 3220 nt
Organism: Lineus longissimus
Lineage: Eukaryota; Metazoa; Nemertea; Pilidiophora; Heteronemertea; Lineidae
Product: twinkle mtDNA helicase-like
Exons: 14
Coding region: 210-2264 (684 amino acids)
Biological process (GO): mitochondrial DNA replication
Cellular component (GO): mitochondrion
Molecular function (GO): single-stranded DNA binding; ATP binding; 5'-3' DNA helicase activity
Source: RefSeq, a predicted model, not a curated record
GAUUUUUCAACCGCCAUUCCAGAAUUACAGACCAAUUUGCAAACGUCAACACAUGUUUCAAGAGUUUGUGUCUACAGACUAACUUGCCCAGCAUGGCCCAAUCGCCAAUGAAUGAACGAUGAUGGAUAUAGUCGUGACUGAUCACACAAAAUACGAGGAGCGGAUCACAGAAUGCAGCGCUACUGAGAAUCGUCUAUCAGGCGCAAGUCAUGACAAGUUCUCUGAAAUUAUCCCCAGUCAUCUUUAGAAGGAGCUCCCUCUGCAGGACGUUGCUUCGAAAGGGAACCUAUCAUAAUGUAAUUGUCAAAUACGAUCAGUCAAUGGCAUUCCCCGAUUAUCAAAGAUUUUCACGUUGUAGCACGAACAGUCAGUGGAAGACACCAAGCUCUCAAUGGACUCCAGACAUUUCUAGUCGAGGAUUUGCCAGAGUGCCGAGCCCCACAAAUCAGGAUAGUUCCUCGACUGCUGACAUUGUGUCGUUCCUCAAGAGACAAGGGGUGAAAUAUAUCGACGGUCACACCUGCUUCUCUAUGACUUGUCCUCGCUUCAAGAAUCUCAAAGCCGAUGCUGAUAGAUUGUUUGUGAACAAAACUACGGGUCAUUUUGUAUGCAGAAGUUGCAAGAAGUCAGGGAAGUGGUCUCAACUUCGUGACAACAUCGCCGUUAUAGUCAAAGAAAGAACAGAUAAGAAAAAGAGGCCACAGGCGUGCUUCAAGGAGUUAGAGCCCGAUUCAAUUCCUAGUAAAACCGCCGAGAAGAUCCAAGCUGUUCUCAGUGAUAGCAAAAGUUUUCAAGAAUGUGAUGAGGCAACACAAAGUGAAUUGAUGAGGAGAUUUAAUAUGGAGGGCCUCCUCCCCAGCUGUCUUGAUAAAUACCAAGUGCGAGUAUCAAGGGACUUGGGUUCUCUCAUCUUUCCCUUUCACAACUCGGAUGGAUCACAUCAGGGUCUUAAGCUGAUCAAGGUACAUGAGGAUGAGGGACCCAACAAGUUCAUUCAGCAUUUUGUACCCAGAAGCGAUCGCAUGUUUCUGUUUGGUUGGGCUACCGUUUCUACGAAACACAAGAUGGUGGUUGUAACGACGAGUGAAACGGACGCCAUUGCUGUGCAUCAGGCAACCAAGAUUCCCGCCGUAGCAUUAUCAAAGGGACAAUCGGCCUUACCACCAGAGGUUCUGCCAUUUCUUGAGCAGUUCGAUAAGAUAAUUUUGUGGUUUGGUAGCGAUGUGAGGAAUUGGGAUGCUGCUAAAAUGUUUGCCAAGAAACUUGGGGAGGAGAGAUGCCAUCUUGUCAGCCCUAGUGACGAUCAGCCAAAUGCAAUGGAGGCCCUUAGGAAAAAUCUCAAACUGUCCAAGAUAGCGUCUGAUGCUAAACCUGCCCCGCACAAGUCCAUAACCUCAUUCAAAGAACUCCGACAAGAAGUCUUCAACCAGUUUAGUCAUGCUGAACAAGCUGCAGGGGUAAAGUGGAAAAGAUACCCUCGCCUGAACCAGCUGUUGAAGGGUCACCGUCGUGGUGAGUUGACGGUGUUUACGGGACCAACCGGGUCGGGAAAGACGACAUUUAUCAGCGACUAUUCAUUGGAUCUUUGUUUACAAGGGGUUCACACUUUGUGGGGAAGUUUUGAAAUCAACAAUGUCAGGUUGUGUCGUAUGAUGCUACAACAGUUUGCAAGGAAGAAUGUGUACAAAAACCUAGAUAACUUUGAUGAGUAUGCUGACGGCUUUGAGGCCAUACCGAUGCAUUUCAUGACAUUCCAUGGCGAGGAAAACUUCAAGAAAGUACUUGAUACGAUGUCCCAUGCAGUAUACGUACAUGAUAUAGCCCAUGUGAUUGUUGAUAACCUGCAGUUUAUGAUGGGCGUAGAGCGCUUUGGGUCAUCCAUGGAUCGUUUCUUCCAACAAGAGGUCAUCAUUGGUGCAUUUAGAAGAUUUGCUACAAAUUUGAACUGCCACGUUACAUUGGUGAUACAUCCCAGAAAGGAAGAUGAUGAAAGUCUGCUGUCCAAGUCUUCCAUAUUUGGUACUGCCAAGGCGUCGCAGGAAGCGGACAAUAUCUUGAUUCUGCAAGACCAGACACGAUCCCUCACGGGGAAAAAAUUCAUCCAGGUAGUCAAGAACAGAUAUGAUGGCGAAUGUGGGUCGUUGAUUCUCAAAUUUGACAAGGAAUCUCUUGGAUUUGCUGGAUCUGAAUCAAAACCAAAGACUCGUAAAAAGGCCAACAAUGACGGUGAUGUUGAAGCAGACAAUACUGUGCCGGAGUUAUGAUGAAAAUCUACUGGUUAAAGGGUAACUUCGGUAAUUGCACAUUAUUGCAGUGCAGGAACCAUAUAUAUUUAACAAAAUUUGUAUUUCUGCUGUUCUAAAAUAAAAACCAAUUGCAAAAUUGCAAACUUUUGAUCAAACAUUGUGCAGAGACUGAAAAUCAACCAAAAAGAAUGAUUGCAUUGGUUACUGAAGUCAUCCUUUAACGUUUACGGUAACACUUUAGGAAAAAUGUGUUUAUGUAUUUUCAAAGAACCAUGAGACAAGGGUUCUAAAAAGGGGCUUACAAUCAAAAUGUCAUGUACAAAAUUGCUUAAUAUUUAUUACUGCAUGCAUCCAGUUUGUGUGCUGAUGAAUUUGAUGAUCUGAUCAAGUUGAUAUUAACGAUGCUGGCUUUUCAUUUUGGUGCUCUUACAAUACUAUGCAUUUAAGUUACGAUACUAUACAGAAGAACCUCACUAUUAUGAACACCCUUGGGACUGAGAAGUGCUGUUCUUAAUAGAGAGGUGUCCUGAUUAGUGAGGUCGAACUGACGGGAAACAACCACUUUGGGACCAAACUUAGUGGCCUUGAUAGAGAGGUUGUCCUUAAUAGAGAGGUGUCUGCUAAGAGAGGUUCGCACUGUGCUAUGAGGUCUCAGACUGACACAUGAUUCAUGAGCUGAUCUGUUCAAGCCAUUGCUGUAUCAUACAGUUACAGUGGAACCUCCCUUAGUGGACACCUCUCUGAUCAGGACACCCUCUCUAUUAAGGACACUAGUUUUGGUCCCAAAAAAUUGUUACCUUUCAAUUUGACCUCUGAUCAGGACACCUCUCUUCUUGUUGCUGGUUUCCCCAACUGACCAAAUGGCAAAAUAGGGUUUGUGUGGACAUUCCUAUUCAAAAGCAAUGAAGAAAGAUUGUACGAUCUUUCCUGCUUUCUGGGUCAGGAUGUUCAACCUGAGCUCUCAAAGUAUAACA